AUGCGUUCCAUCGUGGCCCUGGCGGCCUUGGCCCUCUCGGGUUCUGUCCAACUCGCCUCAGCUAGUGUUUGCAGACCCAGCGCGACUACGGAUCUUACGACCACGACGACGUCUACGAGUGCUCCCGUGGUGACCAACGAGCUCAAGGGCGCCAAGUUCGCCCGCAGAGCUCCCGAUGGUGGCAUCGUUGACUUUGAGGGAAGCGGUGAUGCUCAGCAUGCGGAGGAGGGAUACAAGGGCGAUGGUAGCAAGGAUAAUGGCUGUGUUCAAAUGCAUGCCGACUCUGGUUCGAAGCGAGCUCUGGGUCCGGAUGUUGGCAUCUCGCAGCAGGUGACUGGUCUGAACCCGUCUACCCCCUACACUAUCCGGUUCUAUACCGCCAUCGUCCUCUAUCCCCAGACCACGGAGAGCUGCUUUAUCAGAGCUUACCUCGGUGGUGAUCCCUUCUAUGAGCAGGCGCUCUUCACCUCGGGCCCAACUGCGGCCUACAGUUCCGUCGUCAGGCAGGCCAGUGCCCCGGCCAGCUCGGCUACCUUUUCUAUUCAGAUGCAGUGCAGCGGCGGCAACGCGGCCAUGAUCUACGUCGACUCCAUCUUCAUGUCCAACCAGGUUACUCCUCAGAACAUUGACGACUAUGACCUCGUUGGUGAUGACGACGAUGUCGAAUCCCCUACAACCACUGCCGAUACCGAGACUUCGCAGGCCAGCUCUACUGGAACUGUGCCUCCUGAGACCGAGAGCGAGACUGCUACUAGCUCUGAACUUUCUGAGACCGAGAGCGAGACUGCCACCAGUACCGAGCCCCUUGGGACUGAGACUCAGACUGCUUCCAGCACUGAGCUUCCUGAGACGGAGAGCCAGACUGUCACCGGUACUGAGACCUCGCAGACUGAGAGUGCUGAGACGACUGCUACUACUAGCGUGGAAACUUCUCAGACUGAUGUCGAGGCUGGGACGACUACCGGUACUGAGACUGGCGAUGUCGAGACCAGCACCACUGCUAGCACCGAGACCAGCGACGUUGAGACUGGCACCACCACCGCCACCGAGACAUCACAAACAGAGGCUGCUGAAACUGGCACGACUACUGCUUCUGAGACUUCACAGACUGAAGAUGCCGAGACUGGCACAACUACUGAAGCCCAAUCCACAGCCGAGAACGAGUCUACCGUCACCUCCCAGGAGGCAUCUGAGAGCACCACUAUUUCCGAGGAGUCCACCACUGUUUCCGAGGAGUCCACCACUGCUUCUGAGGAGUCUACCACUGCUUCUGAGGAGUCUACCACUGCUUCUGGGGUAUCCACCACUGCUUCUGAGGAGUUGACCACUACUUCGGCAGAGUCAACCACUGCCUCGGAGGAGUCCACCACCAUCAGCUCAACUACAUCCUCUGCAUCAUCUGAGCCCACAAUCAGCAGAAUCUGUGCCAACGUUGGAUCCAACCCUGAUAGCGGCAAGGGCUGCGACAAGAGACCUGUCACAGCGGACCCAGAUUACUACUUCUCUUUCGUAGGAAACAUUGAAAAGGAGCAGUGUGCGGCCCGCUGCCUCGGUGAUGAUGAGUGCGGCCAUUUCGAGUACCGCUACGUCAAUGAUUGCCACAAAGAAUGCCGCAUUUAUUCCGCCAGACUGUCUGCCGACUCACCCACCGGUCCUUCUGGCGAUACAAACAUCUGGGCCUACGACCGUAGCUGCGCCUGGCAAAUCCCCUGCUGGCAGCCUCCGGCUGAUAACGUCUGCUUAAACAAGUUUGCCGACACUCCAGAGCCGACUUGUGUCCGCCAAAAGGCCACGCUCAAGCAGUGCGCCCAGCCCUGGCUCAGACUCACCGUGGCAGACUGCACGCCCGAAGAGUCGUGUGCUGGAGCCUGCGCGACCUACACGGGCUGCGUCGCCUUCUCCCUGUCCUCCGAUCCGAACGAUCAGCGCAACUGUCUGCUGUACACGGACCGCGUUGAGGAUAUCUCGGAGGCCGACGAUUCCAGCCUCCUCGAGUUUGUCGACCUCGACUGCUAUGCCUGCAACGGCAAGAACAUGGCUUUAACCACCUACGCCCAGCCUAGGGAUGACAAUACCCCCAAGCCUGAUAACACAUGUGCUGCUCCGAACAAUGCCAACUUCUUCUUGGCUACCCCUGGGGCCAACACUGCUACGACUCUCUUGACCUCGACCCGUGCUGCCACUACGACUGAGGCUGCAAACUUUGCCUAG
Fusarium keratoplasticum is the source of this 2211-nucleotide messenger RNA. RefSeq lists its product as uncharacterized. Lineage: Eukaryota; Fungi; Ascomycota; Sordariomycetes; Hypocreales; Nectriaceae. The coding region runs from base 1 to 2211 and encodes 736 amino acids. The transcript has a single exon. The record is from RefSeq and is a predicted model, not a curated record.